UGUGAAUGGUUCGGCAGUCUUCUGGGACCUGUCACGAGUCCCAGAAGACGGGGAGGGAGGACAACUCCGCGAAAGUGGGAGCAGUUACCUGUCAAAUUCAGACUAUGUCCACAGUCUCUGGUCAUCUCCUGUACUGUGUCCGCAGUCUCUGGUCAUGUCCUGUACUAUGUCUGCAGUCUCUGGUCAUCUCUUCUACUAUGUCUGCAGUUUCUGGUCAUCUCCUGUACUAUGUCCACAGUCUCUGGUCAUCUCCUGUACUAUGUCCGCAGUCUCUGGUCAACUCCUGUACUGUGUCCGCAGUCUCUGGUCAACUCCUGUACUGUGUCCGCAGUCUCUGGUCAUCUCCUGUACUAUGUCCGCAGUCUCUGGUCAUCUCCUGUACUAUGUCCGCAGUCUCUGGUCAUCUCCUGUACUAUGUCCGCAGUCUCUGGUCAUCUCCUGUACUAUGUCCGCAGUCUCUGGUCAUCUCCUGUACUAUGUCCGCAGUCUCUGGUCAUCUCCUGUACUGUGUCCGCAGUCUCUGGUCAUCUCCUGUACUAUGUCCGCAGUCUCUGGUCAUCUCCUGUACUAUGUCCGCAGUCUCUGGUCAUUUCCUGUACUGUGUCCGCAGUCUCUGGUCAUCU
Messenger RNA from Staurois parvus, 623 nucleotides. Lineage: Eukaryota; Metazoa; Chordata; Amphibia; Anura; Ranidae. The record is from the annotation of a GenBank genome assembly.